AUGACGAAGGGUGGUAUGCUGAACGCGCGCGCGUCACGCGUCGUGGUACAGUCGUACUUAGACCUGCUUCUCACACAAUGCAUCAAUCUCAACACGCCAGCCGAACAGCGGACGGAUUUCAUGCAAGCCCACUGGAAUCCAAAGUCCGAAUCUGAGCUUCGAUACUUGCUUGCUCGGGAGCUCGAUCUGGAUUCAUAUUUGCUGACGCUACAACGCCGACAUCGUGCCUUUGCACCAAGUCCGGAGGCCGUGCCGCGCGUGUCUGUCGACUCCGUCAUGCCUCUCGAAGGUCAGUACAUAUCUUGAGGUCGGCCCGCCAUCUCAUUCGUUUUCUGCAUCAGCAAUGACGAUAUCUCAUCGAGCGUAAUGCUUGGAAGUUCUGAGAGCUCUGCAGCACGCUUCCGGAUAAGAGAGCCAGAGAGCCGAUAUUUAUCAACGCCUGAGCACUUUGAUCGUAGAUUAAGACUUGCCUGCAGAUAUCUAACAUCUUCAAUAGAUCGUAUCAGUUCGGCAUUCAGGCCCAUCAAUGCUGAAUCUAGUAGGGGCCAACAUCCAGCCACACGGGAAGUCCAAUCUGGCUCCACCGCCGGAAAACUUCGAAGGCCGACGAGUCGUCUCGAAGAACGGCCAGAGUCAGAAAUCCGGCCACACCAGACGGUAGAAGAAGCUGAAGGUCGACGGCGUGAUUCUGAAGAGACCGUCGAGGAUGCAGCAAUCGUAUUGCCACAGCAAAGACUCGAAGACCGCGACUUCCCCGUGAAGUCAAUACGAGACAAGAAAGACGAAGACGGCAUAAUCGAGCGAUUGGUGGAAUGGGAGGAUACCAUGCACCCUUUAGCCAUCGUGUACGCCGCCGAAGAUGGAGAUCGUGUCAUGGAUACGACCGGGUACUCGUGGCGGAUUCGAUCGAAAAUGAUCCUGCCAAGACCGAAUUCGGAGCAGAACGUGUUGAUUGAAUGGUUCGACACCUGGCAUCCGGAUUGGGAGAUGCCCAAAGAGGCUGUUGCAGAUUACGAGCGACUUCACCAUCCGCAGAAGAAAUCUGACGCCCAGGAAAAUCUCGCGCCGAGCUGGUACAUCAAGCCAGAGGUUCCAUCGAGAUUCCUACCUCCGGAGGAAGGAUGGCCAAGGCGGCGAGGACAGCUACCACCGGAUGUCUUCACUGAGGACUUCGUGCCUUGUAAGGGUGCUGACUACAGCAUCAGUUUCCUUGAACUUCUUCGUCUCGAGCUGAAGGUGGAGAAUCCAGCUCCCGCAGCUCCCGCAAGAGACACAAUCUUGCGCUUCUUGAACCAACGAAUUCGCCAACGGUUCCGAGUCCUCGACCAUUUCACCAACAAGGAAUUUCGACUUAGUCAGGUGAACAUUGUCAGAGCAUGUCUGGUAUACAUGUUUGGUCUUGCACGGAGAUUGCCAUGUUCGCACUGUCGGGAGAGUGGAGGUCCUUUCCGAUUUUGCGUGACACUUCCUGUACAUCUCAAUGGCGCAUGCGCCAAUUGCGCAUACUGGCGCCAUCACACCCGAUGCGAAUACCACCAUAGAGGUGAGCAGAUUGCCGUGGUCUUGUCGUGUGUCUUUGCUAAGACUGGUAGAUGCGUGGUACAGAGAAGAGACAUUGAAAGCCACAAGCCAAGCCCUGCCAGGGCCGCCCUUACGACCUUCUUCUAUUCCCUCUUCUACUCCCCAGAGGGACGACCCUCGGCUGCAGAGUUCUCCUCGAUCCGGUUUCAAUGAGAUGAGCGCUACGCCGUUGAGCUCGCCUCCGUCACAAGCUAGUUCGGCUCCGAGACCUGUGGUCCCGGAGGCCGUGGACCCAAGGGUGCCCUCUGCAAAAGAGUUGACCUUGCUGGUGCCAGGCACGCAAGCAAAUGGUCAUGGCAGUGCCGAGUCCGAGGAAACAGGCUCGCGCCGACUCGACAAUCCGCUGAAAAGGCCAUUCGUCUCAAUCAAUGGCGAGGAUAGAGCGACCAUACCUGGAACAUUGAGCAAGGCUCCGAAAAGAUCGCCGCGCCGGACACCAAGACCAGCUCUCUCGUACUUGACUAUUGUCGAGCAAUCGCUCGCAAAGCUGGAAACUCCGCAUACCUGCCCUAAGCCAUUCCGCUGCACAGAUCCGGAUGUUGGAGUGGAUCCACGAGACGUCCCACCAGACGCGAUUCACGACGACGAGCAAUUCGAACCCGGCGAGUUGACAGAUCUGCAGGUUCGCUUCAUCAUCAGCCGGUGCACAUGCGCGCAGACGCUGAUGCUGCAGGACUUCUGGGAGCUCCUGCUGGCAGAGGAAGCCAAGUGGGGACGGGGGCAUCACGAGGUCUGGCGCAGCAAAGAGCGGUAUCUUUCGGCAGAGCAUUCGGGAGUGCUCAAUGCACUCAUUCGGCGGCAGUGCAGAUCGCGAUGCACCGGCGAGGUGAUCGACUUGACCGGGGACAGCGAUUGA
Molecule: messenger RNA, 2437 nt
Organism: Lecanosticta acicola
Lineage: Eukaryota; Fungi; Ascomycota; Dothideomycetes; Mycosphaerellales; Mycosphaerellaceae
Source: the annotation of a GenBank genome assembly